Messenger RNA from Mesocricetus auratus (golden hamster), 222 nucleotides. RefSeq names its product NADH dehydrogenase [ubiquinone] 1 alpha subcomplex subunit 3-like. The record is from RefSeq and is a predicted model, not a curated record. Lineage: Eukaryota; Metazoa; Chordata; Mammalia; Rodentia; Cricetidae. The coding region runs from base 1 to 222 and encodes 73 amino acids. The transcript has a single exon. Gene Ontology annotation, cellular component: mitochondrial inner membrane.
AUGGCUGGGAGAUUCUCCACCUUCCUCAAAGACACCCGGGCAAAGGAACCAGUGCUUGUGGUAUCCACCACCAUUGGAAACCUCACUAUAAUUAUGUCCUCACUUAGCCUUGACACCAAAUAUGCCACCACAAUCAAACCAGCCACACCCUACAAUUACUCAGUGCCUGUGAGAGAGAAUGGGAACAUGCCCGAUGUGCCCAGCCACCCCCAGGACCCUUAG